This is a messenger RNA of Mangifera indica (mango), 1733 nucleotides long. Its product is annotated as IAA-amino acid hydrolase ILR1-like 6. The record is from RefSeq and is a predicted model, not a curated record. Gene Ontology annotation, cellular component: endoplasmic reticulum. Gene Ontology annotation, molecular function: IAA-Ala conjugate hydrolase activity. The coding region runs from base 67 to 1500 and encodes 477 amino acids. Gene Ontology annotation, biological process: jasmonic acid metabolic process; auxin metabolic process. The transcript is spliced from 5 exons. NCBI's taxonomy places the organism in Eukaryota, Viridiplantae, Streptophyta, Magnoliopsida, Sapindales, Anacardiaceae.
UUGCCCCUUUUCUCUACUUCAUCUUCGCUCUUUCCUGAACUUUUCUUUCUCAUUUUCUGGCCAAACAUGAGUUUUCUAACCCUUUACUCCGCAUUUUCCAUCUCAAUAACAAUAUUUGCUCUUUUUCCAAACAAUAACUUCUUGCAUGUAGGAGCCUCAACUGCCUCAGAUAACAAAUAUACUUUCUUCGAAAUAAACACUCUCCUUUCCACGCCUGUGAAAUCUCGCCGCGACAAGAACAAAUCGUGCACCGCACGGCCGACGUAUUCCGGCUGCGAGGUAUGGGCACGGGCCUGCUCCGAGGAGGUGUUGACUCUAGCUCGCUGGCCGGAGAACGUUGAUUGGUUGAAAAGUGUGCGGAGAAGAAUUCAUCAGCAUCCGGAGCUUGCUUUUGAAGAAUAUGAAACAAGUAAGUUGGUUCGGGCCGAGCUGGAUCGGAUGGAAAUUGGAUAUAAAUAUCCGUUGGCCAAAACGGGUAUUCGGGCCUGGAUUGGAACCGGAGGCCCGCCGUUUGUGGCCAUCAGAGCUGAUAUGGAUGCACUUCCUAUUCAGGAAGGUGUUGAGUGGGAUUAUAAAAGCAAAGUUGCGGGGAAAAUGCAUGCCUGUGGACACGACGCACAUGUAACAAUGCUUAUUGGUGCUGCCAAGAUCUUGAAGACCCGUGAACAUCUCUUGAAGGGAACUGUAAUACUGAUAUUUCAACCAGCAGAGGAAGCUGGAAAUGGUGCAAAAAGGAUGAUUGGAGAUGGGGCUCUGGAAGAUAUAGAGGCCAUAUUUGCAGUUCAUGUAUCUCACGAGCACCCUACUGGUAUCAUUGGCUCAAGGCCAGGUCCUUUGCUGGCCGGCUGUGGCUUCUUCAGGGCCGUAAUUAGUAAAAGAGGCAGCACCGUGAACCCACACCGCUCAGUUGACCCCAUUUUAGCAGCCUCUGCCGCUGUAAUCAGCUUGCAGGGCAUUGUGUCUCGUGAGUCAAAUCCACUAGACUCGCAGGUUGUGUCAGUAACCUCAUUCAAUGGAGGGAAUAAUCCUGAGAUCAUUCCUGAUACAGUUAUAAUUGGUGGAACCUUCAGGGCAUUUUCUAACACCAGCUUUUAUCAACUUCUACGCAGAAUACAAGAGGUGAUUGUGGAGCAAGCUAGUGUUUUCAAAUGCUCGGCAACAGUUGACUUCUUCGAAAAGGAAUCGACAAUCUACCCCCCAACGGUGAAUGAUCAGAAAAUGUACGAGCAUGUGAAAAGGGUUGCCACUGAUUUGUUGGGUCCAACUAACUACAGGGAGGUUCCCCCCAUGAUGGGGGCUGAGGACUUCUCCUUUUACUCGGAGGUGAUUCCUGCAGCUUUCUUCUACAUCGGAAUAAGGAAUGAGACCUUGGGAUCAGUACACACAGGCCACUCACCAUAUUUUAUGAUCGAUGAAGAUGUUCUACCGAUAGGUGCAGCAGUUCAUGCUACAAUAGCAGAAAGAUACCUGAACGAACGGGGACGAAGUUGGGGAAGUUAAGCUGCUGUAGCUUUUGCCGUGGAUGGUAAGCUUUUAGUAUAAAAGAUGUGCUCUGUUUUUUACCAGUGCACUUGCCGAUGCUAAGCUACAGGAGCACAUUGUUUUUUGGUGUACCUGGGUUAGGGAAUAUGCAAGGGCAACAUUUUCCAUGGAGUUGUAAAUCAAGUAGAGGAUCUUCUGCUUCAUAAUUUGCUUUUAUUUGUUCUAAUUAAAAGCCGUAAAUUCUCAUGUCA